UGCUCUCACUGUUCGACCUCACCUCUCCUCUCGCGCGUCUCAGUAAUUGCUCCCAGCCUCCGCCUCGCCUCGCCUCGCCCAUCGUACGACCAUAGCAAUCAUGUCUGACACCAAGGAAUUCACCUAUUCCGACGUCGCAGAACACACCACAAAGAAGGACCUCUAUUUGGUGAUCCACGACAAGGUCUACAACUCCUCUAGCUUCGUUGACGAACACCCCGGCGGUGAGGAGGUCCUACUCGAUGUUGGAGGUCAGGACGCUACUGAAGCCUUUGAGGAUGUCGGCCACAGCGACGAGGCGCGCGAGAUCCUCGAGGGCUUGCUCAUCGGCACCCUGAAGAGACAGGAGGGCGACCCUGCGCCAAAAUCGGCCACACAACAAGUCGCAGAUGCAAGAAAGGCUGCUCCAAGCUCCGGUGGGCUUGGCGUUGGGGUCUAUGCCGUCGUCGUCGUCGGCGCCGCGGUCGCUUACUUCGCUUACAACUACCUUCAGCAAAACCAGAACAAGUCGUAAAGAAAGAGCUCAGGGAAAAGGCGUGGUAUCGAGAGGCACAUCCGGUCUGCAUGAUCAAGCGAAACGAACGCUAAAGACGCUUAGUGUGGGUGGGACUUCUAUCCGUGCAAUGAGAUGGACCUUAUAGAGAACUUCACAUACACUCUGGCCAUCUGUCGUUAGCUGGGCUUGGGAGGCGUUUUGGCAUAGCUAUACAUUGCAGCGUUGACAGUCUUAUUCGAGGCCGCUUUCCAUCCUCUG
Messenger RNA from Pseudocercospora fijiensis CIRAD86, 754 nucleotides. RefSeq lists its product as uncharacterized. Gene Ontology annotation, molecular function: heme binding. Lineage: Eukaryota; Fungi; Ascomycota; Dothideomycetes; Mycosphaerellales; Mycosphaerellaceae. The record is from RefSeq and is a predicted model, not a curated record. Gene Ontology annotation, cellular component: intracellular membrane-bounded organelle; endoplasmic reticulum membrane. Bases 101 to 514 code for a protein of 137 amino acids. Gene Ontology annotation, biological process: sterol biosynthetic process. The transcript has 3 exons.